This is a messenger RNA of Pistacia vera, 4201 nucleotides long. Its product is annotated as K(+) efflux antiporter 2, chloroplastic-like. Bases 225 to 3872 code for a protein of 1215 amino acids. Gene Ontology annotation, molecular function: potassium:proton antiporter activity. Gene Ontology annotation, cellular component: membrane; chloroplast. NCBI's taxonomy places the organism in Eukaryota, Viridiplantae, Streptophyta, Magnoliopsida, Sapindales, Anacardiaceae. The transcript is spliced from 21 exons. The record is from RefSeq and is a predicted model, not a curated record. Gene Ontology annotation, biological process: potassium ion transport; proton transmembrane transport.
AGAGAGAGAGAGAGAGACGCUCUAUUAGCUCCCUCGAAGGGCAAAAUUAAAAGUGCCACGUUGUUAAUCUGUUACCAGUUCUGUCAUUUUCUGCCUUAAACUCGCCAUUGAUUUUAUCAGCUCCAAUCUUCAUGAUCGGUGUUUGACAAAAUGCAAAUAAGAGUAUUUGAAAUACUUGUACACUCUUUCUGUAGACAUUGAACUGAAUUGAUUGUUGUAGAGAAAUGGAUUUUGCAUGUAGUAUUAAGCGGUCAAAUGUGCUUCUUAUUGGCGAAGGUGCUAGUUAUGGAAUUCCGGAUCGAUUAAUAAAUUCAAGGUUUAGAUACCAAGGUUUUGGUUGUAAUUUUUUCAAUCCGAGGAUUGUUUCAAAAUCCCGGUCCACCAGAAAUAUAAGGAGAAGUAUUUCUAAUGUUGGUUGUUUGGAUUCAAGUUUGGUUUCUAGAGGUAAAUUUGAGACUAAUUUAUGGGUUUCAUAUUCAAAUAAAUCAUUAUUUAGAAGCUUGGAUGAUGUUUUUAAGGUGCCAAGGGGAGUUAUCUUACGGUGUCAAGAUAAUGAUUCUUUAGCAUAUAUUGAUGGAAAUGGUCGAAAUGUAGAAUUUGAAAGUAUUGACGAGAGCUCAAGGGUGGAAUCUGCUGAUGGUGCGGAUUCAAAUGGUUUGGGUGGUGAUGAAAGAGAAGUCAAAGAAGAUGCAGAAGCACCUACUUUGGAUGAAUUGAAAGAAUUGUUAGUGAAGGCAAUGAAAGAAUUGGAGGUUGCACGGGUUAAUAGUACCCUGUUUGAGGAGAAGGCUCAGAGAAUAUCAGAAACUGCAAUAGCUUUGAAGGAUGAAGCAUCAAAUGCAUGGAACGAUGUUAAUGCUACCCUUGAUAUGGUUCAAGAAAUCGUGAAUGAGGAGUGCAUUGCUAAAGAAACUGUUCAGAAAGCAACCAUGGCUCUUUCUUUGGCUGAGGCUAGACUUAAAGUGGCAAUAGAAUCAUUACAAGUUGCAAAAGAAGAGGAUGAUUCUCCAGAUGGUUCUGGAGUGAAUGAUACUGAAAGUGGUGAUAGAGAAGAAGAUGGAGUGUUGUUGGCUGCUGAAACAGAAAUCAGGGACUGUCAAGCAAAUUUGGCAAAUUGUGAGGCAGAGUUGAGACGACUGCAGAGUAAGAAAGAAGAGCUGCAGAAGGAAGUGGAUCGAUUGAAUGAGGCUGCAGAGAAGGCCGAGAUGAAUGCCUUGAAAGCUGAAGAAGAAGUUGCGAACAUAAUGCUAUUAGCUGAGCAAGCUGUUGCUUUUGAACUCGAGGCCGCUAAACGUGUGAAUGAUGCAGAGAUUGCAUUACAGAGAGCAGAGAAGUCAGUCUCCAUUUCUCAUGUUGAUAUCUCUGGAAGGAAUAAAGGGUAUGUCUCAGGUGAUGAGGCCACUGUUGAGGAGGAGAAGGUGGUUAAAACGGACGAUGUUAGCAUUGAAAGAGAAAUAGAUUUGCCAAUUAAUGGUGACUAUCUAGUCAGUGAAUCUUUACCUGACAUUCUGUCGGAUGCAACCAGCCAGAUUUCGGAGUAUCAAUCUGAUGAAAUGAGUGAUGAGAAUGGAAAGCUAGGUUUCGACUCUCCUACAGAAGCUGAAGUGGAAACAGAAAAGUCAAAGAAUGUUAUGCAAGCUAAAAAGCAGGAGUCACAGAAGGAUUUGACUAAAGAGAGUUCACCCCUUAAUGCUCCAAAGGCAUUGCAGAAAAAAUCUUCUCGUUUCUUUUCUGCAUCAUUCUUCUCUUUUGCUGUAGAUGGGACUGAAUUCACACCAGCUUCAGUUUUCCAGGGUCUUAUGGAAUCCGCAAGAAAGCAGUUGCCUAAACUGGUUCUUGGGUUUUUGCUCAUUGGAGCUGGAGUUGCCUUCUAUGCUAAUUGGGUGGAGAGGAAUACUCUGCAGCUUCAGCAGCCUGAUGUUAUCACAACAAGCAUUGAAGAAGUUUCAUCAAAUACAAAACCUCUUAUUCGACAAAUGCAGAAACUUCCUCUGAGGAUUAGAAAACUGCUUGCUAUGCUACCUCAGCAGGAGAUAAAUGAGGAGGAAGCUUCCCUGUUUGACAUGUUGUGGCUGUUGCUUGCAAGUGUAAUAUUUGUGCCUAUAUUUCAGAAAAUUCCGGGAGGCAGUCCUGUUCUUGGUUACUUGGCUGCUGGCAUAUUGAUUGGGCCUUAUGGUCUCUCUAUAAUCCGUCAUGUACAUGGGACAAAGGCUAUUGCUGAAUUUGGAGUUGUUUUCUUACUAUUCAAUAUUGGCCUUGAGCUUUCUGUUGAAAGGCUAAGUUCCAUGAAGAAAUAUGUUUUUGGAUUAGGCUCUGCUCAGGUCUUGGUGACUGCAGUUGUGGUUGGCUUGGUUACUCAUUUUGUUUCUGGGCAAGCCGGUCCUGCUGCAAUUGUUAUUGGGAAUGGACUGGCUUUGUCUUCCACUGCUGUUGUCCUGCAGGUGUUACAGGAGCGAGGUGAGAGCACUUCACGACAUGGACGUGCUACAUUUUCUGUCUUACUUUUCCAGGAUUUGGCUGUUGUUGUUCUCCUAAUACUUAUUCCUCUUAUUUCACCAAAUUCAUCCAAAGGAGGGAUUGGUUUUCAAGCCAUUGCUGAAGCUCUUGGAUUGGCUGCUGUGAAGGCAGCUGUUGCCAUCACUGCCAUAAUUGCGGGUGGACGCUUGCUACUUCGGCCAAUCUAUAAGCAAAUUGCAGAAAACCAGAAUGCGGAAAUAUUCUCAGCCAAUACACUCCUUGUUAUUCUAGGGACUAGCGUUCUUACAGCCAGGGCUGGGCUUUCCAUGGCUUUGGGAGCAUUUUUGGCGGGUCUGCUCCUUGCAGAAACUGAAUUUUCUUUACAGGUUGAAUCUGAUAUCGCUCCUUAUCGUGGCCUUUUAUUGGGUCUCUUUUUCAUGACGGUUGGGAUGUCAAUUGAUCCAAAACUUCUCAUCUCUAACUUUCCUGUAAUUAUGGGGACAUUAGGACUCUUAAUAGGUGGCAAGACCAUGUUGGUUGCUUUAGUUGGUAGACUUUUCGGUAUUUCUAUCAUAUCUGCAAUUAGAGUUGGUCUUCUUCUUGCUCCUGGUGGAGAGUUUGCAUUUGUUGCUUUUGGCGAAGCUGUGAAUCAGGGUAUAAUGUCUUCUCAGCUAUCGUCUCUGCUCUUUCUUGUGGUUGGGAUCUCAAUGGCCGUCACUCCAUGGCUUGCUGCUGGAGGGCAAUUAAUUGCUUCUCGUUUUGAGCAACAUGAUGUUCGAAGUUUAUUACCUGUUGAAAGUGAGACUGAUGAUUUGCAAGAUCAUAUUAUUAUCUGUGGAUUUGGACGUGUUGGCCAGAUCAUAGCUCAGCUUCUUUCAGAACGAUUAAUUCCAUUUGUGGCUCUUGAUGUGAGGAGUGAUAGAGUGGCUGUUGGGCGUGCCUUGGACCUUCCUGUGUAUUUCGGAGAUGCUGGUAGUCGAGAGGUCCUCCAUAAAGUUGGUGCUGAAAGAGCAUGUGCUGCAGCAGUUACCUUGGAUACACCUGGUGCAAAUUAUAGAACUGUUUGGGCCCUGAACAAGUAUUUCCCAAAUGUCAAAACUUUUGUCCGUGCUCAUGAUGUUGAUCAUGGCCUCAAUUUAGAAAAGGCUGGGGCCACAGCUGUUGUCCCAGAGAGUUUGGAGCCAAGUCUGCAGUUAGCAGCUGCUGUUCUUGCACAGGCGAAACUGCCCAUGUCGGAGAUUACAGCAACAAUCAAUGAAUUUAGGUCUCGACACCUCUCUGAGCUUACUGAGCUAUGUGAAGCUAGUGGAAGUUCUCUUGGUUAUGGAUUUUCUCGUGUAAUGAGUAAGCCCAAAGCUCAGUCCUUGGAUGCUUCAGAUGAAAACCAAUUAACUGAAGGAACACUAGCAAUAUAGAAGAUAACCAGUAUAAAUCAGGUAAAAGGAAAACAAAGAUGAUUAAAAAUAAUGUAUAGCGGAUAACUUGUUUCAUUGGUAUCAAUUGUACAGAAAGACUUAGAGACACAGGCAGUCGUACACUUUCCAAUUAUCCCAUUUUUUUUUUUAUUAUUAUUAUUAUUAUUAUUAAUUUUUCUUGAUAAAUUUUGAUAGGACCUUCAUAAAAUUUGUUUUGAAGGAAGACAUUAUUUCUGCGUGUAAGCAGUAUGUAUGGCUCUCCUGCUCUAAGUAGAGACAGAAGAAGAGAUGAAAGCUUGAAAUCUUAUUGAAAUUUCGAUUUUUUUUUU